UAGAAUGUCCUUCGUACGCUCUCUACUUGGAGGGCUUCCGGGGAAGAUUAGCUUCCGAGCAACAGCUUCUUCCUUUCUGGAGGUAACCCCUCAUUCGACUUUUUCUCUUUUCCCUAUUGGAAUGGGUCGUCGCUUUCAAUCAACCGAAGCCGAUGCCAAAGAUCUUGAUCGCUUAAAUAAGCUUCGUAACAUUGGUAUUUCAGCUCAUAUUGAUUCUGGUAAGACAACAUGUACAGAACGUAUUCUUUAUUACACUGGCCGUAUCAAGGAAAUCCAUGACGUCCGAGGACGUGAUGGUGUUGGUGCAAAAAUGGAUUCUAUGGAUUUGGAAAGAGAAAAGGGUAUUACUAUUCAAUCAGCUGCUACUUAUGCAAGCUGGGGAGAUCACAAUAUUAACAUUAUCGAUACUCCUGGUCACGUCGAUUUCACUAUUGAAGUAGAGCGUGCCUUGCGUGUGCUUGAUGGUGCUGUCUUGAUUUUAUGUUCUGUCUCUGGUGUUCAAUCUCAGACGAUUACUGUCGAUCGUCAAAUGCGUCGUUACAAUGUCCCCCGUAUUUCCUUUAUCAACAAGAUGGAUCGUGCUGGUGCAAAUCCAUUCCGUAUUAUUGAUCAACUUCGUCAAAAGCUCAAGUUGACUGCUGCCGCUGUUCAAAUCCCUAUUGGCGCAGAAGAUCAAUUUGCUGGUGUUGUGGACUUGAUUAAAUGGAAGGCAUACUAUAACAAAGGUGAUAACGGUGAACACUUGGUCGAAAGUGAUAUCCCUGAAGAGUUGAUGCCCCUCGCUACCGAAAAACGUAAUGAACUGAUUGAACAACUGGCUAACGUGGAUGAUGAAAUCGCUGAUCUUUAUCUUGCUGAGGAAAUUCCUACUGCCGAACAACUCGUUGCUGCUGUUCGUCGUGCUACCAUCUCAUUGAAGUUUACGCCUGUCUUGAUGGGCUCUGCCUUCAAGAAUACUGCUGUACAACCCCUUUUGGAUGCCGUCGUCAACUACUUGCCUAAUCCUACCGAAGUUACUAAUGUUGCUUUGGACAUCAAUAAGGAUGAAGAAAAGGUCGAACUCAAGCCCUACUCCAACAGUCCAUUCGUUGGUCUCGCUUUCAAGUUGGAAGAAGGUCGCUAUGGUCAAUUGACUUAUAUGCGUAUUUACCAAGGUACUUUGAAGAAAGGAUCCUUUAUCACCAACGUAAAGACUGGUAAGAAGAUCAAGGUUCCUAGACUUGUUCGUAUGCAUGCUGCUGAUAUGGAAGACGUUGAUGAACUUGGUGCUGGUGAAAUUGGCGCCAUUUUUGGCGUUGACUGUUCCAGUGGUGACACCUUUACUGAUGGCACUCUCAAAUACACCAUGACCUCCAUGUACGUCCCUGAACCUGUCAUUUCUCUUUCUAUCAACCCCAAGGGUAAGGAAAGCCCAAACUUCUCCAAGGCCUUGAACCGUUUCCAAAAGGAAGACCCUACUUUCCGUGUUCAUGUUAACAGUGAAUCCAAGGAGACUAUUAUCUCUGGUAUGGGUGAACUUCACUUGCAAAUUUACGUUGAACGUAUGAAGCGUGAAUACGGUGUCGAAUGUGUUACUGGUAAACCUCGUGUUGCUUUCCGUGAAACCAUCACUCAACCCGCCAAGUUCAACUACACUCACAAGAAACAAUCUGGUGGUGCUGGUCAAUUCGGUCGUGUCAUGGGUGUGAUCGAACCUAUGGCCCGUGAUGAAGAAACUGGAAAGGAUAUUGAAUUUGAAAACCGUGUUGUUGGUGGUAACAUUCCCACUAACUAUAUUCCUGCAUGUGAAAAGGGUUUCCUUGACGGCCUUGAAAAGGGUCCUUUAAUUGGUCAUCCUGUGAAUGGUGUUCGUAUGAUCUUGGAAGAUGGUGCUGCUCACUCUGUUGAUUCUAGUGAAUUAGCUUUCCGUAUUGCUACUAAGAACGCCUUCUCGGAAGCAUUUGCUAAGGCUAGACCUACCAUUUUGGAACCCAUCAUGAAUGUUUCCAUUACAGCCCCUACUGAAUUCCAAGGCGCCGUUAUCGGUGGUCUCAACAAGCGUAAGGGUACUAUUGUAGAUACUGAAAUUCAAGAAGACUACUUCCAAGUGACUGCAGAUGUUCCUCUUAAUGAUAUGUUUGGCUAUUCUACAGAAUUAAGAUCUGCUACUCAGGGCAAAGGUGAAUUCACUAUGGAAUACAAAGAUCAUCAACCCGUUCAAACAAACGUUCAAGAAGAACUCAUUCAACAAUACAAGAAGGAACAAGCCAAUAAGAACAAAUAAUAUGUUAGAAUACCAACAGAUGCUUCUCUCCUUAUAAAAAGUUUUAUUUAAUAAACAAAUUCUGUACUAUUUUAUAGAUCAGUAUGUCUUUUUCGUUCUUAAUAGAUGUAUAAUUAGUAAAUCAG
Messenger RNA from Rhizopus microsporus ATCC 52813, 2388 nucleotides. Its product is annotated as translation elongation factor G. The transcript has 3 exons. The coding region runs from base 122 to 2263 and encodes 713 amino acids. The record is from RefSeq and is a predicted model, not a curated record. Gene Ontology annotation, cellular component: mitochondrion. Gene Ontology annotation, biological process: mitochondrial translational elongation. NCBI's taxonomy places the organism in Eukaryota, Fungi, Mucoromycota, Mucoromycetes, Mucorales, Rhizopodaceae. Gene Ontology annotation, molecular function: translation elongation factor activity; GTPase activity; GTP binding.